Molecule: messenger RNA, 2454 nt
Organism: Budorcas taxicolor (takin)
Lineage: Eukaryota; Metazoa; Chordata; Mammalia; Artiodactyla; Bovidae
Gene: TARS3
Product: threonyl-tRNA synthetase 3
Exons: 19
Coding region: 1-2454 (817 amino acids)
Biological process (GO): threonyl-tRNA aminoacylation
Cellular component (GO): cytoplasm
Molecular function (GO): ATP binding; threonine-tRNA ligase activity
Source: RefSeq, a predicted model, not a curated record
AUGGCGGCUGAGGCCCUUGCGGCUGAGGCGGUGGCGUCGCGCCUGGCGCGGCAGGAGGAAGACAUCCGCUGGCUGUGGGCGGAGGUCCACCGUCUGAGGGACGAGCAGCUGAACGCGCCGGACCGCUGCCAGGCCGAGGGGCCGUGCCUCACGCGCGAGGUGGCGCAGCUGCGGGCAGAGAACCGCGAGCUGCGCCACCGCCUGUACCGUCUGCGGCUGUGCCUUGCGGAGGAGCUGAGCCACCAAGCGCGGCUGGAGAGCGCGGCGCGGGCGGAGGCGGGGCGCGCGGCCGCAGGCGCGCAGCCUCCUCCUAGUCAAAGCCCAGAAGAGGAUGUUAAAAAGGAGAUCGACCCUGACAAUGAGGUGAAGAAUCCGCCAAAUUUUAUGAAGGAAAGAUUGAAGUUUUUUGAAAUAUUGAAGAAAGAUCAUCACCUCUUACUUGCCAUUUCUGAAAAGAAGGGAGAUUCAAGCAAUGUGAUCACAGUAAGAGUGGCAGAUGGGAGAAUAGUAAAAGGGAAAGCUUGGAAAACAACGCCUUACCAGGUGGCUGCCGAAAUAAGUCAGGAGCUAGCAGAAACCACCGUGGUGGCCAAAGUGAACGGGGAGCUGUGGGACCUGGACCGCCCGCUGGAAGGGGAUGCCACUGUGGAGCUCCUCACCUUCGAGGAUGAGGAGGCCCAGGCCGUAUACUGGCACUCCAGUGCCCACAUACUCGGGGAAGCCCUGGAGCUCCACUACGGGGGCCUCCUGUGCUGCGGCCCGCCCGGCGGCGGCGGCUUUCACUACGAUGUGUACCUGGAAGACAGGGCCGUGUCCAGCGCAGAGCUGCCAGUGCUGCAGAGCAUGUGCCAGGCCAUCAUCCAAGAGCAGCAGCCAUUUGAGAGACUGGAAGUCAGCACGGAGGUCCUCCUAGACCUAUUCAAGUACGAUAAAUUUAAAUGCCGCAUCCUGAAGGAGAAGGUGGCCACGCCAACGACCACAGUUUACAGGUGCGGUCCACUAGUUGAACUUUGUAAAGGCCCUCACAUAAGACACACUGGAAAUAUUAAGGUCAUAAAAAUUUUCAAGAAUUCCUUGGCAUACUGGGCGGACAACCCUGAGAUGGAAAUGCUGCAGAGGGUCUAUGGGGUGUCCUUUCCUGAUGAGCAGCGGAUGGCUGCCUGGGAGGAGCUCCAGGAGGAAGCCAGGGCCCGGGACCACAGGACGAUCGGGAAGGAACAGGAACUUUUCUUUUUCCAUGAUCUGAGCCCUGGAAGCUGUUUCUUUCUUCCUAGAGGAGCCUUCGUUUAUAACACACUGAUAGACUUCAUACGAGAGCAGCACCACCAGCGCAACUUCAAGGAGGUCCUGUCCCCCAACAUGUACAGCUGCAAGCUCUGGGAGGCUUCUGGACACUGGCAGCAUUACAAUGAGAACAUGUUCACCUUUGACAUCGACAAGGACACUUUCGCCCUUAAGCCCAUGAAUUGCCCAGGGCACUGUCUGAUGUUUGCCCAUCGUCCACGAUCUUGGAGGGAAAUGCCAAUCAGACUUGCUGACUUCGGGGUUCUUCACAGGAAUGAGCCAUCAGGAGCUCUGAGUGGCUUGACCUGCGUCAGGCGCUUCCAGCAGGAUGACGCUCACAUCUUCUGCACAGUGGGGCAGGUAGACGGGAACUCAGGGAGGCAUGGUCAGCACAGGUCCAUGUUAGGGCAGAUUGAAGAGGAGAUAAAAGGGUGUUUGCAGUUUCUGCAGUCUGUUUACUCAACGUUUGGCUUCUCCUUUCAAUUAAAUUUGUCAACAAGACCUGAAAACUUCCUGGGAGAGACUGAGUUAUGGGAUGAAGCUGAAAAGCAGCUACAGAAUAGCUUGAUGGAAUUUGGGAAACCAUGGAAGAUAAAUGCUGGAGACGGAGCAUUUUAUGGUCCUAAAAUUGAUGUAGAAAUCAAGGAUGCUCUUGGCAGAUACCAUCAAUGUGCUACAAUCCAGCUGGACUUUCAACUGCCUAUAAGAUUUAACCUUACAUAUGUGAGUAAGGAUGGGGACGAUAAGAAGAACCCUGUGAUCAUUCACCAAGCCAUUUUGGGGUCAGUGGAAAGAAUGAUAGCCAUUCUCUCGGAAAAUUAUGGGGGAAAAUGGCCUUUCUGGCUGUCUCCUCGUCAGGUGAUGGUCAUCCCUGUGGGGCCAACUUGUGAAAAAUAUGCACUUCAGAUAUCCAGUGACUUCUUUGAGGAAGGAUUCAUGGCUGAUGUUGACUUAGAUCGUGGUUGUACACUAAAUAACAAAAUACGAAAUGCACAGCUGGCUCAGUAUAAUUUUAUUUUCGUGGUUGGAGAAAAGGAAGAGACAAAUCAUGCUGUAAAUGUUCGAACGAGAGACAACAAAAUUCAUGGGGAGAUCUCAGUAAUUUCCACCAUUGAUAAACUGAAGAAUCUCAAGCAGUCACGUACCCUGAAUGCUGAGGAAGAAUUCUGA